AUGGAUCUCCUCACUGAACUCGAGAACCUAGCCCUCGAGGCUGAGAACGAGAAUGAGAGCAACAUUCUCGAAACUGGACUGGUCCAUAGCCACAGACCGACUACUCAGCUCAAGGCACAGAGGUGUGACUAUACAACGACUUAUCUCGUUAAGCUCGAAGGGCCAUUGAACAGCCCUUCAAUUAUACAGCAGAUUGCAGGGCUGCUGGAACGACCACUUCUAAAAAGAGGGGAAGGAGAACUUGGUGAUGCCAGCUUCUGUCUUAUCAAGGGCACUACCAGGCUGGCAAUACUCUCAGCAUUUUCAAACUAUGCACCUACCUUUAUUCGAGUCAAUAUGGCAGAUAAGCACCUCUCCAACUACAGCAUAUCACCUAGCCUCGGCUCCGAUAUUGAUACUACCCUUCCGCAUAAUCGUGCUCCAAGUACGAAUCAAAUAUUCCUUCCUACUCAGAACCAGUACCCUGUUUGGUACUUCUUUUAUGGAACACUUACCGACCCCGAGACGCUUGCACGGAAAAUCUGUCUCCCCGUACUACCUGUCCUUCAACAAGCCACGGUCAAAGGUGGUAAGAUGAAGAUGUGGGGCGGAAAAUAUAAAGCUCUUAUAGAUGGUCCCUCCUCAUCCGUUGUUAAUGGGUGGGCAUACGAAGUCAACUCUGAAGAGGAGGAAGAACAACUCCGGUACUACGAGACUGACCAGUAUGAGGUCGUGAGGUGUGAGAUACAUAUCGUGGAUAGUGGAGAUAUCGUUAAGGGUCUUACCUUCAGAUUCAUUGACGAUCGAUCACGGGUGCGGGAGACUAUUAGUGCCAAUCCUAUAGCGGAUCAAAUUGAGUAA
This is a messenger RNA of Aspergillus oryzae RIB40, 840 nucleotides long. RefSeq names its product gamma-glutamylcyclotransferase family protein. The transcript has a single exon. The record is from RefSeq and is a predicted model, not a curated record. Lineage: Eukaryota; Fungi; Ascomycota; Eurotiomycetes; Eurotiales; Aspergillaceae. Bases 1 to 840 code for a protein of 279 amino acids.